Molecule: messenger RNA, 432 nt
Organism: Trypanosoma grayi
Lineage: Eukaryota; Euglenozoa; Kinetoplastea; Trypanosomatida; Trypanosomatidae
Exons: 1
Coding region: 1-432 (143 amino acids)
Source: RefSeq, a predicted model, not a curated record
AUGCCCAGAGUAGCGCGGUUGCUUGUAUGCGUCAUUGUGGCGAUGCUGGCUCUACACAUGCCUCGAGGAGCGCUGGGAACCUCGUUGUCUGGCGAGGAACUUUCAGAGGCAUUGCCUGGAUCUCCUCAGAAGGCAAUCGGUGAUACACUGCUGGCAUCCAUGCUUCAAUCGGUUAUAGAUGGUAUCAUCGGAAAUGCCAGAGUGGACCUCGGUGGCACUAUGAUGCCGAAGAACUCAUCGUGGGUUAAAUUGAACGGCUGGAUCAUCGGCGUGAGUGUGGUGCUCAGCAUUUUAUUUGUUGUUAGCGUCGCGGCAACAGUGUGUGUCAUACGGAACAGGAAGGGUGGAGCAUCUUCAAACAGUAGUGGGAGUGGCGAAGAAACUCAAGAAGAAGACGAGAGUGGAACUGAAGAAGAGAGUGAAAGUGAUUAG